Diorhabda carinulata is the source of this 985-nucleotide messenger RNA. It is a transcript of the gene MED28, whose product is annotated as mediator of RNA polymerase II transcription subunit 28. The transcript has 5 exons. NCBI's taxonomy places the organism in Eukaryota, Metazoa, Arthropoda, Insecta, Coleoptera, Chrysomelidae. The record is from RefSeq and is a predicted model, not a curated record. Gene Ontology annotation, cellular component: mediator complex. The coding region runs from base 200 to 985 and encodes 261 amino acids.
CAGGAAAGUAAGUGACAACGUCAAGGUUGAUGUGCUGCUGGUUCCUAUAUGAUUUAGUGCCUGCCCGUCAUAUAUUAAAAACAAUGGUGUAGUGUAAAGUGAAGUUUUUGUUGGAAUUUGAAUUUUGUAGGACUAAAAACACUUCAAUUUUUCUCAAUAGUGUGUAUCAUUAGUAACAAACAUUGAUCCGAUAACUCCAAUGAAAGAGGCGUCGCCACCGGUAUCGGCGAUGGCCACCCCUACAAAUAGUAGUGGAAAUCUUGUAGAUGAAUUUGAAGAAGCUUUCCAGCAUUGUUUAAAUGUACUUACGAAAGAGGAAGCUCUAUCUACUUCUGACAAAGAUGAAAUAAAAGUAGAAGUGGAACAGACUACACUUCGAUUUAUAGAUUUAGCAAGACAAAUGGAAGCAUUUUUCCUACAGAAAAGGUUCCUAUUAUCUGCGUUGAAACCUGAAAUGAAUGUUAAGGAGGAUAUUAGUGAACUUAGACUUGAAUUAGCGAGAAAAGAAGAGCUGCUGAAGAGGCAUUAUGAAAAAAUUGCUGUCUGGCAGAAUUUAUUAGCAGAUAUACAAAGUUAUUCAAAAAGUCCUGCUCAAGGAUCUGGAACGCCAGGAGCAAGUUCUAUUCCACCUUCUCCAUUACCCAGCAUACCAGGAAAUCAGACACCAAAUCAAAUUAUUCCAAACAUGCCUGCCACUAUGCAACAACAAAUGCAACAGCAACAAUUACAACAGCAACAACAACAGUUGCAGAUGCAGCAACAAAUGCAACAGAUGCAACAACAGCAGUUGCAACAAAUGCAGGUGGGUCCAAAUUUGAGCGGGGGAGGAGUAGGACCUGGAAUGUUAUCUCCACAACAAGCACUUUUUAUGCAACAACAGGGUAUGGGUUCAUCUAGAGGACCUUUUGGUCAACAACCUCCUGGCGGAGUUUUACAGGGUCCUUUGGCAUAUCUUGAGAAGACUACUAGUAAUAUAGAUUUUUAG